This is a messenger RNA of Colletotrichum orchidophilum, 1047 nucleotides long. RefSeq lists its product as uncharacterized. Lineage: Eukaryota; Fungi; Ascomycota; Sordariomycetes; Glomerellales; Glomerellaceae. The coding region runs from base 1 to 1047 and encodes 348 amino acids. The transcript is spliced from 3 exons. The record is from RefSeq and is a predicted model, not a curated record.
AUGGCUGCCAUCUCUAACAUUUCCAACGCUCCCGAAGUAGUGUUGCGGGCUAAGGAGCGAUAUGGACAAGCAUUGAAGGCUACGAAUAUGGCUCUAUGUGACCCCUCUCAGGCCACAGCAGAUACAACCCUCAUGACAAUUCUUCUCCUUGGUCUCUUUGUUACAAUCAUGUUUGAAAGCUGGAAUGACAGUCAUGCAUGGACGACACAUAUUGAGGGCGCCACAGCCCUCUUACAACUUCGCGGCAAAGACCAGUUCACCAGAGAGCUUGGCAUACAGCUUUAUAUACAAUUCAGACAGCAAAUCCUACAAGCCUGCAUGCAUCGAGGUGUGCCGGUACCCCCAGCUCUGGUUGAGAUAACUAUGCAAUUCGAAGCCAGCCGACAAGGAACCCAAUACAACAGUCUCCGUCCCGGAUCACUGGCGGUACUUGGCUUCAGGCUCGUCAAUCUCUCCGCAGCCAUGAGCACGCAGCAAAUGACGGAUGGCGACGCAAUCUGCCAAAUUGCCAGUGACGUUGACAGCGACCUCAAGGCCUGGGCAUUGAUGUCGUUGCAAUCUCGUCGCAAGUUCCGUGAGAUUGGUGUAGACACCUCUGAUGGAAUCGUUUGUUUCAAUGGUAAACGGCAUGUGUAUAACAGUGAAUGGGGCGCCCAGGUUUGGAACAAUUGGCGGUCGCUUAGCAUAGUGACCAACCGAAUUAUUCUUGACCAUGUCGACAAGCAGAGUUUUCACGAUGAUGCGCUGAAAGAAAUGAUGCGAUCUCACAGCAUCUCUGUUAUUCAGAGUCUCUCAACGGAUAUAUGUAUUUCUGCACCUAGUCUGUCUGGUUCACCGCGUCAGUGUCAAUCGCAAAUUACCCCCAAUACGAAAAUAAAGCUGACAACAAUUACAGGAGCGCCUUCGAUGAUUUGGCCGUUGCACAUCGUCUCUCAAGAGAAAUUAAACGUGCCAAGCGUGCGAUCUUGGGCAGUGCAGCAGCUGGUUGGCAUUAGACAGUCCAUGGGCAUCAAACAGGCAGCUGUCUUAGCAGACACCGUGGGCUGA